UUGGCAGGGCCCCAUCAUCCACCGCCCAAUCUUUCUCUCCCUCUCUCACUAACUCCAACCCCUAAAUCACUCCAAACCCUAAAACCAAAGCCACCACCACCAACACCAACACCAACACCAACCUUAUUCCUAUUCCACUCAACUUUUAUUGACUAAAAAAAGAAGAAGAAGAAGAAGAAGAAGAAGAAGAAGAAGAAGAAGUUGUAGCAAUAUGGAGGACAAUAAUAAUCAAGUUCCACUCCCACUUCCAUUUCCUUUCCAUGACUUUCACCACUUACAACAACAAUUCCAAUCCCAGUUACUACAUCAAGCCAAGGGUGGAACUGGAACUGGAACUGGAGAAGGAGAUGCAUAUCAUGAAUACGAAGAAGGUGAUAGCACGCGCCGCGCACGUGGCCGGCCAACCGGAUCCAAGAACAAACCGAAACCACCGAUCAUCAUCUCCAGAGACAGCGCUAACGUGCUAAGAACUCAUGUCAUGGAGAUCGCCGGCGGCUGUGACAUCACUGAUUGUAUCUCUACCUUUGCUCGUCACCGUCAACGUGGCAUUUGCAUACUCAAUGGCAGCGGUAACGUGGUUAACGUCACGUUGCGCCAGCCGGCUUCGCCGGACGCGGUUGUUAGUUUGCAAGGUCGGUUUGAGAUCUUGUCACUCUGUGGGUCUUUCUUGCCGGAGCCGGCUCCGCCGGCGGCUUCUGGGUUGGCGGUUUACUUGGCCGGUGGGCAAGGGCAAGUGGUUGGUGGGAGUGUGGUUGGAGCUUUGGUUGCUGCUGGCCCUGUGAUUAUAAUGGCGGCUUCGUUUAGUAACGUGGCUUAUGAAAGGUUGCCUCUUGAGGAUGAUGAGCCGCCGGCGCCGGAGCAGCAGGAGAUGGCGCCGGAUCCUAGCUCCGGCCUCUUUGGCUUGGCUCCGAAUCUAGUGAAUAAUGUUCAGUUGCCAGUUGAUCAUGCUUAUGGCUGGGCUAAUCCAACUGGUCCUUCACAUCCAGGUUAUUAGCUUUAAUUUUUCAAAUUCAUCUUUUUUUUUUUAUUUUUUUUAUUUGAAUCUUUAUCUUUAUUGAAGUUUGUACAAAGUUAAUGGUGUUCGUUAUGGAAGAUAAGAGAAGAUCGAUGAGGACAGUGUGUGUAUGGGUGUGUGUUAUUUUCUUAUCUUAUUAUUAUUGUUAUUGUUAUUGUUAUUGAUCAAUAUGGUUGCUUUUUCA
Messenger RNA from Dioscorea cayenensis subsp. rotundata (Guinea yam), 1199 nucleotides. RefSeq names its product AT-hook motif nuclear-localized protein 26-like. Gene Ontology annotation, biological process: vegetative to reproductive phase transition of meristem. Gene Ontology annotation, molecular function: minor groove of adenine-thymine-rich DNA binding; DNA-binding transcription factor activity. The transcript has a single exon. Gene Ontology annotation, cellular component: nucleus. Bases 212 to 994 code for a protein of 260 amino acids. Lineage: Eukaryota; Viridiplantae; Streptophyta; Magnoliopsida; Dioscoreales; Dioscoreaceae. The record is from RefSeq and is a predicted model, not a curated record.